UCCCGGCUGCUCCAUCUCCGGGUGCUCCGCUCCCCCUGCGCUCCUCAUCUUCUCCCUCGGGCGCGCAUCUCCUCCCGGUCCUUGCGUUCCUUCUGGGUCUCCUCCAGCUCCCCCCGGGUGCUUUGUCUCCGGGUUUCCCGUGGUUCCCUCUGGGUGUGCGAUUCCUCCAGGUGCCCUGGGUCUGUCUGGGUCUCCGCAGUUUCCGUUUGACCCAGCGUCUCCUUUCAGGUCCUUGGGGCAGCUCUGGGUACCCCUCCGUCCUCCGUGACACCACCGGGGUCUCUCGAGAUCCGGAGAUAUCCCCAGGUCGCUCCCGGGCUGAGAUGUCCUUGCAGAGCUACUCGUGCCCCCUGAGCUGCUGGUGCCCGGCGCUGAGCCAUCAGCCGGGAGCACAGCGUGAGCUAGGGACAGCCAGGAGCCACGGCCCCUACAUGGCUUUGGGGAUUCCGUGGGGGCACAGCCACCCCACUGGGCUCUGAGAGAUUAGAGCAGAGCCUGCGUUAUCUAACCAGGGCUGAGCUCUGCUGGGUUUAAAAAUGGGAGCUCAUCCGUGUCUCAGAAUAGCCGCACAGUGCUGGCAGCCCGGCCGGGGGCUGCAGAUGGUUCUGGCCUUACUGCCUGUGAGCACGCAGUGUGAGGUUAGUGAGAUGGGAAGCACGGGGGCACGUGGUGCCGGUCACGUUGGGUCUCCAUGUGUGACCCUCGAUGAGGAAGGCUGGGCUCUGCAGACCCCAAGUGGGGGCAUCAUACUGGGGACCCCCUGGUCCUGUUCCCACUGGGGAACAGCAGCGCUGCUGCCUUCAACCUGCAUUUGGGAAACUGGCGGCAGGAUACAGCCGUCUGUCUUUCAUGCCAUGCUUUUUGCCUCCUGCAGAUGUUUGCCCAAGCUCCUCCUCUUCCUCUCCUUGCGGCACUCUCAGCUGUACAGAUGGGGAAACCGAGGCACGGCACAGUGCAGAAGUUUGCUGGUGUGGUGAAUCAGUGGCAGAGCUGAGAUUUGGGUGCCCGGAGCUCAGGCUGUGCCACCCAUCCAUGCUGAGUGGUGCCUGCGGUGCCCAGCCAGCCCCGCACCCUCAGCCCGUGCCCGCAGCCAGGCAGCUGUCCCACCUCAUGAUGAGCGGCUGCAGAGCGCUUUUCUGGAUUAUAAAUAAUGUGUUUUGAAAACUCAGAAACAUCUCAGCCAUUGCCAUGAGCUUUAAUCUGAUCCCAAGCAGGGGGCUUGCAGCCUCCCCAUGCACGUGGGAAAUGGAGCUGGCUGUGGUCCAUCUGUGCCCUUGCGUGUGCUGGGUCUGUCUGUCCUGUCUGUGUGUCUGUCCUGUCAGCAGAUACCGGACCUUCUGGUACCUCUGCUCCCACAGCAGGGCUGUAGGGUGGUAGGAGGCAGCGUGAUUUUUUGGAGAGCAUUUCUGGGCAGUGCCUCCCUGACUGGGGAGCGGGUGAAUGCGGUGUCUCCACAGCCCAUGGAGAUCCGUUUGCAGGAUCUCUGCUCCUCCCGUGCUGCUGCAGCUGUGCUCCUGCCAGCUGGGGGAGGUCAGCGAUCAGGUUUGUCACUCUUCAGCAAUGUGGAAAAUGUCCCUGGCCUCUCCGGUGUCACGGUGUGGGGCUGAGAGGGCACAUUGCUGGGAGCUGCUGCCUCCAUGUCUGUGGGUCCUGCACCCACAUGCCUUGUCCCACUGACCACAUUGCCUCCUGUUCUGGGUUUCUGUGGCUGCAGGGAUUUUUGGGAUGUUUCAGCUGAGGAGGGGAUCCAUGCUUGACCCUGGAGCGAGUCCCACCUCUCCCGUUUCUCUGUCCAAAUUUCAUAACAAAGCUCACCUCCAAAUUUAAAAUUUGGCCAUGAGGACUCAGUCUUCUCCAUUGCCUGGAGCUGUCAUAAUUUCUCCAUGUUUUAGGAGGAAGCCAAAGCCUGAGAACGCCAUCACCAUCGCAGUGUCCUCACGGGCACUUUUCCGCAUGGAGGAGGAGCAGAAGAUUUACAAUGAGCAGGGGGUGGAGGCCUACGUGAAAUACCAGCUGGACCAUGAGAAUGAGCCCUUCCUGCCCGGCGCCGCCUUCCCCUUCGUCAAGGCGCUGGAAGCGGUGAACACGCAGCUUCGGGAGCUCUAUCCUGACAGCGAGGAGCUCUUUGACAUCGUCCUGAUGACCAACAACCAUGCCCAGGUUGGGGUUCGCCUGAUCAACAGCAUCAACCACUAUGAUCUAUUCAUUGAGAGAUUCUGCAUGACGGGGGGGAACAGCCCCAUUGGUUACCUCAAGGCUUACCACACCAACCUCUACCUCUCCUCCGAUGCCGAGAAAGUGAGUGGGGCCAUUGAAGAGGGGAUCGCCGCAGCCACCAUCUUCAGCCCCAGCAAGGACCUGGAGGUGUCAGAGAAGCAGCUGCGUGUGGCGUUCGAUGGCGAUGCUGUGCUCUUCUCAGACGAGUCGGAGCAGAUCGUGAAGGCUCACGGCCUGGACAUGUUCUUCGAGCACGAAAAGGCUCACGAGAACAAUCCUCUGGCACAGGGACCCCUGAAGGGCUUCCUGGAGGCCCUGGGAAAGCUACAGAAGAAGUUCUACUCCAAAGGGCUGAGGAUGGAGUGCCCCAUCCGCACCUACCUGGUCACAGCCCGCAGCGCUGCCAGCUCGGGCGCCCGGGCCCUAAAGACUCUGCGCAGUUGGGGUCUGGAGACGGACGAGGCGCUGUUCCUGGCUGGCGCUCCCAAAGGCCCUCUGCUGAAGAAGAUCCGUCCCCACAUCUUCUUUGACGAUCAGAUGUUCCACGUGGAGGGAGCCAAGGAGAUGGGCACCAUCGCUGCCCACGUCCCCUACGGCGUCGCACAGAAGCACAAGCGGCCGCUGCAGGAGAAGCAGCCCCAGAACAGCAAAUAGGGCCCGGCGUGGAGCUGUGAGAGGAGGAGGAGGAGGAGGAGGAGGAUGCCGAAGGCUUCCUGUCUCCUCAGUGUUUUGUGGUGUCGUGAUGCUGUCCCCUUCGUCAUGGCACCACUGCCCCAUUGGGUUGGUGUCACCCAUCAGCUGUUCAAAAGUCCCGGGCGAUUCCCAGAGCCUUCGGUUCAAAGAGCGAAUGUUGAGGCUGAGCGGUUGGACUGGAGAGGGGUGAGCACAAAAAGCCCCUCCCGAAGCUUUCAACAAAAUACUAAAGCAAAACCCUUUCCUGUCAUAGAAACGUGGAAUCUUUGGUUGAAGACCUCUGAGAUCACCCAGUCUAUCCUCAGCUGCUGCCCGCUGAACCAAAUACCAAAUCUCAUCUUUCCUUCAACACCUCCAGGGCUGGUGACCCCACCAGUGUUCCUGUUUCGUAUUUGGAAAUAUACAAACAAAUACUUACAUUAAGAAAAAUAUAUAGGAAUCCCAUUUUCUGCUUUUGGAGUUUUGGGCCAUUGGCCCAAAAUUUGGGUUCCAUGGUUGCACCCACAGUAAGGCAGCCAACGGCCAGCUCUGGUGUGUGCUUUCCUGGAUCUGCAGACACAUCCCUGGGGCUUAAAUUAAAGUAAAAGCAGCCCUAAAAUAUUAGGAACACCAUUCGGAGUCCAUUUAUUCAAAUCUGCAGAGAAUUUCAGCCUCGGGGACUUAAUUAAAGGAUUUUUUCUCCUCUCUGAUCUGAGCCCAUAGGGGUGGAUAAUCUUUUUCUCGUCAGCUUCUUAAAGCUCUGGUGUUCCCAAAAUAGAUCCUGGGAGAAAGAGCCGCCUCUGUGAUCAGGGGGCAGGAAGGGGAAUCAAUGGCUGUGCUGCUCUGCGGGCUGUGAGCGUCACAUCGACGUCCCCAUGGAAAGCCCCCUCAUGGGGACGUGGCAAAUGUGAACGUUACUUUUGCACGCUUCUCUCCUUUUUGUUUGCUUGUUCUGAAAUCAGAGCAUGCACCAUGGGGCAUGGAGGGCACUCAGCAUGAGUUCUUUGCAGUGACUUCCAGCUUUUCAGCACCUCCCUGGGAUGAGGCUCUCCCUGUAUGUGCCUGUUUCGCUUUGCAGGAUGGCUCCAGCUGACCUGGUGGUGGUUGUGGCCCUUUUGACCGACCCCCAGUGCCCUCAUCGGCUCCGCAGGCUCCUGUUGCACUGAAUCCUGCUUUGGCAGUGAAAAGCUAAUUGCACUUUUUCCUCCUCCCUGAACGCUUUCAUUUUGACAGACUGUUACCUGUGACACCUGGGUGACCGAGGUCUGCGAUCCUGACAAAAAGAACUGGAAAGAACUGUAUUAGUCUUCGUGUCUAUCAAAAAAUCCCGUCUUCAUGUGAACCACGGAUGUUGGGCUCUGAGCGGCGUCUCUCAGCCCUUCUUAUCUUCCAGUGAACAUUUCCCAGGUGUUUCCUGAACAUCCCAUCUUGGAAGCCCAGCUGCAGCAUGGAAGGGGGUGGGGGAAUGGUAUUGCCAGAGAGUGUGUGGGAGGAAGGUGGGGUGAAGAUGGGAUGCAACGGGAUGGGAUGCAACGGGAUGGGAUGCAACGGGAUGGGCCAUGGGCGACUGUACAGCUGCUAAAGGUAAAUGGGGUGUUCGCCCAGGCGAGGUGUGGGAAGUGACUCCAGCACAGUUUGUGUCUCCAGCCACAAUGGGCACCGCCAUGGCCUUCGUGCUGUGUUGGCCAACAAAUGGACUUCACUGCUGCAUCUCCCAUCGGUUUUGCUUUGCUGCUCUCCCGUGGUUUUUCUUGUGAGUGAGCUGCCACGGCAACAAAACCCCUUUGGGUGGUGUUCUGUAAUAAAUGGUGUUGGUCGCAGCCUGA
Meleagris gallopavo (turkey) is the source of this 4715-nucleotide messenger RNA. Lineage: Eukaryota; Metazoa; Chordata; Aves; Galliformes; Phasianidae. The record is from RefSeq and is a predicted model, not a curated record.